Molecule: messenger RNA, 1050 nt
Organism: Alternaria novae-zelandiae
Lineage: Eukaryota; Fungi; Ascomycota; Dothideomycetes; Pleosporales; Pleosporaceae
Exons: 3
Coding region: 1-1050 (349 amino acids)
Biological process (GO): triglyceride catabolic process
Molecular function (GO): triacylglycerol lipase activity
Source: RefSeq, a predicted model, not a curated record
AUGACCUCUGCUGGCACCAUGUUCCUUUCGAUCCUCACCAACUGGCUCACAGCCACCACCUUCUCUAAUCCCUCCAGCAACGCACUCCAAUCGCCUCUCUUUGAUCCCGCUAACAAGUUCCCGUGGAUCCAACGCUUCGCCUCAAUCGGCGACUCCUACGCCGCGGGCCUAGGAUCCGGCACACGUCUCGACUGGUCAUGCUCCCGCUACACCUCCUCCUACCCCAACAUCCUACAAACCACACUCCUCGGGCCCAACCCAAACCGCACCCACCAGUUCCUCGCCUGUUCCGGAUCUACCAGCACGGAGAUCUUGGAAACCCAGAUCCCGGCUUUACAAGAUAACCUCGACCUCCUCACCAUCUCCGCCGGCGGCAACGACAUCGGCCUAACACCCAUACUAAGCAACUGCAUCUACCAAUUCUAUCUAUCAGGCGAGGAUGCGUGCCAGACGGCUAUCAAUGAAGCACGAGCUCGGAUAGCAAAUGAAACAGAACUCUACCACAACGUGACCCUCCUCCUCAACGCCGCGAAACCAAAGAUGAACCAAGACCACGGUGUGAUAUACUACACAGGCUACGCAUCCUUCUUCGGCGCCUCAGACUCCACCUGCGACAACGUCACCUGGGCCGUCUGGAAAGACGUCGAAUGGACAAAACAAUACCUCACGCGCGCCCUACGCCAGGAGCUGAACGACAUGGUCCGCGCCGUCAACGCCAUCUUAUUCAAAGCCGUUAGCGACUCUGGUCCAAACGUCCGUUUCAUAGAUUACGACGCGGAGGUUACUGAGGCACGGGGUCGCUACUGCGAACCCCGUGUCCUAGAACCAUCUCCUAAUCGCGCCGGCCUCGUCUUCUACGAAUGGAACACCGUGGAUACGGGGGAGAAUAGAACGGCGCUGCAGAAUAGGACGGGCGGUGAUGUACCGAAGGGGUCGUUUGAGGCGGGGAUUGCGAGGGAUGUUGGUAGGACGGUGGAGGAACAUCCGGGUGGUAUCCACGUCUUCUCCUUCGACUUCUCUCCCUUCGUCGCCAUCCGCAUCGCCAUCUAA